Oldenlandia corymbosa var. corymbosa is the source of this 4551-nucleotide messenger RNA. NCBI's taxonomy places the organism in Eukaryota, Viridiplantae, Streptophyta, Magnoliopsida, Gentianales, Rubiaceae. The record is from the annotation of a GenBank genome assembly.
CCUCAUCCCCAUUGAAACAAAACGCUGAAAAGCCCACAUUCGUCCACUGAGUAGACUGAAGGGUCGAGGAAUGAAUAAGCAGGACAGAGGAAGACAGAAGGAUUGAAGGAGGAGACCAAAGAAGUUGAAUUUGUUGUUGAAGAAGAAGAAGAAGAAGAAGAUGAAUAUACCAGUGCCAUUGGGUGAAGAAGUAGGGCCUAAGUUGGUUCGUUUGCUCUCUUUUGUGGGAGCUGGAUUUUUAUGUACUGUAGCUAUUAACAAGUGGAGGGAUUUGGAAAAGAAGGCCAUUCUUCAGAAACAGCAACAAGAGAAGGCUGCUCCGCCCUUGGAAAAUUCAUCAUCAAACUGAAAUUCGGUACCAGAUGCUAUAGAGCGGAUUAAUAUUUACUUGUAAUUCUUUUUCUUUUUUCUUUUUUUUUUUUCUUUAGAAAAAAAACCUUUCAGAGGCCCUUUACCGUGUUCAGGGAAAUGAUUGACAAUUUUUUCUGGGGUGGCUAUUGAUCAACUUUUGAACUUUAUUUUAAUGGAGUUUAAAGGAGCGAAAUUACUUUCAUAUUUCUUUUGACUACAUUUGGUUGUAUCAUGCAUUGCAUUGUUCAUUGUUGUUCAACUGUAGAAACAUUUGGGAAAUUGAGUUGAAAUGGAUGGCUCAGAAAAGAAAAUCUCUAUAAAUGUACAAGAAAGUGCCUGAUUCAUUAGGUUUUGUUCUUUUUUUAUUCAAGAACGCAUUCUUCUGAAUUUACUUUGCAGGCAACAUUUUUUGCUCGAGAGUCGAAAACUCCUUAAAGUUAGUACUUAACCCCCACUGGUUGGUUUCUGUAUUUUAUCUUCUUGGAUGAAACUUUGUCAAUAACUUAUACUCCAUGUCUGCCCACUUAACAUUUUACUCCUAUUAAUAAUCACAUCGUCAAUUUGUCAUUGCUUGUGUGUUUUGCUAUUUUCCCAUGAAUACCAAAGCUAUGGCCUUAAGAUGAUAAUAGACAAAGAUCACUGCUUUAGCUGGUUAAGUACCGAGAGUUUAGAUGACAACAUUGUUACAGUACUGCUUACUUAGUUGCACUGCUUAAUAGAGUUUUAUUUUAUCUUAUUUCUUUUAAAAGAGUCAGGAAAGUUACUUUUUAUGUUGUUUCAAGUAUGCAAGGAGCUUGACAAAUCUGAAUUAUACCAUAUUGGCUCUGAUCCUCAUUCUGACUCUUAAGCGGCUACUUGCUCUUUUUAUCCUUGUUUUGGACCAAAGUUCUUUUUCAUGGGAAUGUUCAAUGAACUGCAUUUAUGUGACAGUGUAAAUUGGUGUGCUUGCUACACAUCACCCUAAAAGACUUUGGAAUCCGUAUAAUUUUGUCUAUUUCAGCUCUGUAUGACUGUCUGAUUUAAAAGAUAUGUAUAGGCCUUAAGUUGUUAACCUUUGUAAGGUUUCAGCUGAUUUAGAACAAACGUGAUUUUUGUGUAGUUUGUUAUCAGGAAGACAUUUAUUGUGCUGGAAUAGUUUACUACCAUUCAAAUUAGAUUUUUAAUCUCAGACCACUGACUUGAUUUAUCUGUUCUCAAGGUUGUCCGAAAAAGAUUGAAGCAAAUGUCGAGAAACUAGAAUCGUUUUCUAAUACAUAAGACUAGAAGCAUGAAAUAUCUUAGUUUGUCCCUUUCUGGAAACAUUUGGUCUUUUAAUUCAUUGAGAUGCUAGGCACACAAAGAUGGAUUAGAAGAUUUCAUGCAUAUCUAUGAGUGAUUUACACGAGCCAAUAGGUAGUUUUACAUCUUCCAAGUGUUCUGCGGCUUACAUGGAGCUUCUAAUGAGCUUAUGAAGAUAACUAAUGAGACCUUUUGAGCAUAUCAUUCUGCACAAAAUUUGUUCCUUCUUCCUUUGUUUUGUUUCUAGACUGGACAAAUGACCAAGGUGUAUCACAUGAAGCGGGUGGGUUGGCACACUUCUUGACUGGACUAAUUUGAUUCACAGGGUCUGUGUUAAUUGUUGAUCCCGAGGCUUUUGCCAUGGUAUAACCAAGCUUCUCGAAAACCACCCCGGAGAAUUGGGCUGCUUUCUGCCCUAAAUGCGGGAUUUCAGUGGUGUCUAACACCACAAAUAAAAUAUCUCAUGCGUUAUUUUAAGGAAUCUCUUAUAAGAUUCCAUUAAAUUCAUCGUGGCAAAAUAACAGCCAGUUCCGUGUUGGUCCUCAUAGGCCCUGGCGUGUUACCGACGCUUUUAUGUAAAAAUAUCAGGCUCAAUUUUCUUUACUGGCAUCCUAACUGAAGUUCGGGUGGCAUCUGAAGAUUCUAUAUUUUUAAUUAGUUAACGUUGUUUGCAUAAUGAAUAUCAGUUCCUUCCAAUGUGAUUAAACCAGAACGAAUAGAUGAAAUGUUUUGAAUAUGAUUUACCUUGUUGAAUCUCCCUUGUAGUCUGCAAAACUGCUAUUAACCAAUUGCUUCAUUGAAUCAAGGCAGGGAGUAAAAUUAGUGACAUAAUGGAUUGGAACUAGGUUUUCAAUUGCUUUAUCUCCUGUGGGCUGUAGACGGAGGUAAAGUAAAGUGUAGUUUAAGUUGUUACUCUUAUCUUGACCGAGUGGGAAGAUUAUUUGUUUGCAAUGUGGAUCUAUGAAUGUUCUAAGCUGUGUAACUGUGUAAGCUUCGGCUGUAAAGUAGUCUCAAUCAAAAGAAUAUUUCGUAAAUUUUUUCAAGUAGCGAGAGCGGCAUUCUCUGGAAAGGCAAUCCUUCUGUUUUAAUAAGUAUCUGCAUGACUGCAUCUGUUAAAUGUUGGGUUGUUCUUGGUAGUGUAUGCCUAUGGUCAUCUACCGGUAGCUCUUAUCUCGUGUACCUUGUGUGCAUAAUAUUGACCUUCAGUGGCGUCUCGUGAUUAUUCUGAAUACAGUUGCGCUUAAACCAAGUGCAUGCAUUUAUCUAUUCCAAUAAUAUCCCUGGCCCUUAGUACACUACAAUUAUCAAACUUUUGAACUUAAAAACUAUCAAGUUUAAAGAAGUGUUUUGUGGCCUGAGGAACUGAGGAAACUCUCCCGUGAAUUAAAACCUUAAUUUUGUUCUUGCAUGUACAACGCACUAUUUUGAGCUUGUUAUUAUAGUCUAAUGGUUCCACCAUCGUUUUUUUCUUUUUGGUCGUCAUUUUACUGAAGUCGAAGACAAAUUCUCUCCUCCUGGAUGUUGUGCGAAGAUCUUUGUGUUUCCUCUACAUGACAAAAAUGAAGAGACUGGACAAAUUCAACUGGAAAGGCGUGCCUGGCCUUUAGCCAAACUCCAAGCCUUCAUAUUAACUUCUCUUCUCACUCUCCUUCCCAUUCGUUAUUUUUCUGUAUAAAUAUGUUUCCCUGUGCUCCACUAUAGACUGGGGAACACACAUGGAGAACUGCAAGUUACAACAGAAAUUUGAAUGUUGUUUCCAGGACUGGAUCAAUCAACAAAAUCAAGAUCUGGAAGAGCUUCUCCAGGCUCUGAGCUUGAAUAAAGAUGAUGACGAUGAAAACUUCCAACAACUUGCUGCGAAAGGUAUCAAACACUUUGAGGAUUACACUGAUAAAAGGGCUUUGCUAGCCAAACAUGAUGCGCCGUCGCUUCUGUGUCCCCCAUGGUGCACCUGUUUUGAGAAUGCUUUCCUUUGGAUAGGGGGGUGCAGGCCUUCACUAUCUAUUCGCCUCGUUUACAGUCUCUGUGGCGCUGAACUCAAUAUUGAUACUGGCACUGCUGAUCAUCUGAGUGCAGCUUCUUCUUCCCCCCUAAUAGAGAGCCAGGGAAAUUUGGCUGACAUAUCCUCAAAUCAGCUUCAUUUGAUCAACUCUUUACACUUGAAAACCAUAAAGGCGGAAGGAAAGCUAUCUGACAGGAUGGCCAGUUUACAGGAAGAAAUAGCUGAUGAUCCGCUGGCGAUGAUAGCGAAAAGAGCACGCCAGGUUGGCGAGUCUAGCCAGAGCGUAGAUGAGGUCUUGCAGGGUCAUUCGGUUGCUCUGGGGUGCAUACUCGUGGAUGCUGACAAGCUGAGGCUGAGUACAGUGAAGGAAUUGUUUAGCAUCCUUACGCCAUUACAGAAUGCCGAUCUCCUUGCUGCAUCAAAGAAACUUCAUCUCUCAAUGCGUGAGUGGGGGAAAAGGAGAGAACAACAAAUGAGGGACCAGUGCGAGAUGAUUACUGGGGAUCAAGAAGAGGAGAUCAACAAGUAAGAGCAUAAGGAGGAGCGAUUUCGCAAUCAUGUCAAGUUUGCACAACAAAAGAUGCAGGGUGGGCUUUUGUGGAUAUCUCACACUUAUCCCUGCAAUUUGAGUUCCAUCUUUUCAGUGGUAUUAUGUUUCCAAUGUAAAUUUUGUGUGUGUUUUUCAGUUCCAGUUUGUGUGGUUACAACCUAUGUUCGUGUUGGUGUACAAUUUUCAAUGUACAACUCGGUUUGGCUUGUUCAUUAUCUUUAUCUGAUCGGGAAAUGUUGCGUCAAAGGAAAGCCUUUUGUGCUUUUCCUUUCUGUCUUUAACUCCGAUCUUACGUAUUUUUGUUAAAUUCAUAGAUCAAGUUAUAUAUAUUCAAUUUUAUUAUUAUUUUUUUUUGGUACCUGAGGACAAG